Molecule: messenger RNA, 3066 nt
Organism: Metarhizium brunneum ARSEF 3297
Lineage: Eukaryota; Fungi; Ascomycota; Sordariomycetes; Hypocreales; Clavicipitaceae
Gene: ppk30
Product: Serine/threonine-protein kinase ppk30
Biological process (GO): actin cortical patch assembly; protein phosphorylation; actin filament organization
Cellular component (GO): cytoplasm
Molecular function (GO): protein serine/threonine kinase activity; ATP binding
Source: RefSeq, a predicted model, not a curated record
AUGGCCUCCUACGGCUAUCAAACCGCACCUCACCAGGGCUCGAGACAUGCACAGCACGGAGGAUACGCGCCGCAGGCUGCGCCGUCGCACGGCGGUGCGCCCGCUGGCACAUUCUCCCCUGGCACCAAGAUCCAGGUUGGCAGUCAUCGAGUCGUUAUUCAGAAAUACCUAUCAGAAGGAGGAUUUGCACAUGUCUACUUGGUCAAACUCUCCAAACCCAUCGACGGUACCGAUCUGGCGGUUCUUAAGCGUGUUGCUGUUCCCGACAAAGAAACGCUGCGGGGUAUGCGUACCGAAGUUGAGACCAUGAAACGACUUAAAGGACACCGACCGAUCGUAACAUAUAUCGAUUCCCACGCUUCAGAGCUGAGAGGUGGCGGAUAUGAGGUUUUCCUCCUCAUGGAGUAUUGUGAUGGUGGCGGCUUGAUUGACUUUAUGAACACACGCUUGCAGCAUCGAUUGACGGAACCCGAGAUAUUGCACAUUUUUUCCGAUAUCGCUGAGGGCGUUGCUUGUAUGCAUUAUCUCAAACCUGCCCUCCUACAUCGAGACUUGAAAGUUGAAAAUGUCCUCAUUGUGAACCGCGGGUCGUCGAAGCGGUUUAAAGUAUGCGACUUCGGAUCCUCCGCCCCUCCACGAGCUGCACCGACAACCGUAGUCGAGUGUCGACUUAUGGACGAGGACCUUCAGAAACACACAACACUGCAAUAUCGAGCGCCCGAAAUGGUUGAUGUAUAUAGAAAGCAACCGCUCAACGAAAAGUCGGAUAUUUGGGCAUUGGGUGUGUUGCUGUAUAAAUUAUGCUAUUACACAACCCCUUUUGAAGAUCAGGGACAGUUGGCUAUAUUGAACGCCAGUUUCAAGUAUCCUAGUCAUCCUGUCUUCUCGGAUAGACUGAAAAAGCUUAUUGGGUCUAUGUUGAAAGAGAACAUGCAGUCUCGGCCGAACAUUUACCAAGUCCUAAAGGAAGCAUGUGCCAUGCAGGGCAGACAAGUUCCCAUACACGAUAUAUAUUCGGGCCAAGCGAAACGAGAGUCGAGACCUGCAAGUCAACCAUCACCCACCAAGUCUCAACAAGGCCAUCAAGGAGCCGUCGUGGGUGCAGUAUACUCGCCACCCGAGCAAGAAGAGCACAAUGUCCCUGAUAUCGUGCCCAUGCGACGGGGCCGUCCUACUGUUUCACCCGGGCCACAAAAGCAAGACCCGUCGCGAAAAGUCACUGUAGGUGAUCCAUUUGCCGCCCUCGAUUCAACGAGUAGUCAAAAGGCUCUCGGGGCCGACGAGCUAUCUGCGCGUUUCCCGACUUUGGACCAGUUCUCUCUUCUUCACGACAAGGGAGCUAAAUUUGACUUCGACUCAUCGGCAAUUUCACCACAGUCUCAACACGUUGAGGCCGACCAACACGUGGCAGAGCGUCUGGCCGACGAAGCAUUUGCCUCGCUACAACAGAGUCCAGAGAAACCGGCUCCCUCCCCACGACCUCACUCUCUCACUCCCCCUUCGCAGCAGCCUGAACACCUUUCCACUCCUCCUGUUGACCGAUCUCCGUUGAACACGUCAUCAGCGCCCACAACAACGGAGCAGAGCCAACCCAGUCGGGCCUCCUCGAUUAUCAGCAGUAACCCCGAGCUGAAGGCCAUUUCGGCUCAGACUAACGCAAAAUAUGUCUCGACUGGAACGAUGACGUCUGAGUUUUCUUCCAGAGUCUCAACGCCUCAAUUUGAGAAACAUUCAGAGAAGAAGCUCCCUGAACGUACCCCGUCCCGCGCAGACCAGGAUUCGCUGCCUAAUCACGCUCGCCCUCAAUACCUCAGACGACCAUCUCUAUCGUCACGGCCGUCUUUGGAGGAUCAUCGAAUUCAGGCCCAGUCGACGGAUUCUACGUUGAGCUCAUCAACACAUGUCAGUCGGCCACGCCCCGCCAGCACCAGUUUUGAGUCCAGCACUCUGGAUUUCCUGCGGGAAAGGGAAUUGGCUGCCAAGCCUUCUAGGAUGACAGUGCAGUCAUCAAUGCAAAAUCCACAGCGGCGGCCGGCAGCUGCACCUCAGACAAUCAGGGUAGAGGGCAGAAAGCAAACAGAAGAGGACCUGUUGCUAGACGUGACGAACUCCCCAGUGACAACUCAAGAUGAACAAACGGAUAUCAAUCGGAGAUCGACUGCCUCAACAGCUUCUGGUCUUAAGAAAUUAGCAGGCAAAUAUGGUGACGCUUUCAACCGGUUUGAAGGCGCUUCACCUCAGGAAUCUGUAGGUAUAAUUCAGUCUGAGCUGCCUGAGCUACCCGAGUUGCCACAAAAGUCGACAUCUCACCAUGAUGCAAAAGUUCCACCGAAGCAGGAACCAGCUGUUGGUCCCAGUGCCAAUGCCCUGAUUGAUAUUGAGGAGGACAGCAUGACGCCAGAAAUGAGGCGUGAGCUCGAACGUCAAAGGCUUGAAGAAGAAGAAAAACGAGUUGCUGCUGCUCAAGCUGAAUAUAAGAACCGGGUUGGCUCAUCUGGGAAACCGGUUCCUGGCCCCAAGAUCGUGGGGGCUUCACAACGCAAAGCCAGCACGAUUCAAAGCCGCGUGCAGAGCUUGCUCAGCGAGGAGCAGAAACCAUCUCCUGUUCAAAGGACUGCCCACGGUUAUGGCAAGUACACCGAUGAGCAGUCGGCGGCGCCUUCCGGUCAGAAACCAACGCCAAGCAUCGUUCGCAGGUCAAUGGCUCCCAGACCAAUAAAUGCGACCCCUUCCAAUGACUCCGGGUCCAUCACGGUUUCUACAUCCCAUUCAAUGCCAGCACCAUCCCAGCCAAGAUCUACGGGGCAAAAGCCACCUGCGCCGAAGAAAAAGCCCACUCAUCUAAAUAGCUUCCCAACAGGACAUCGUCCGCCGUCACCAAUUAAGCAGAGCCAACAUGCCCAGCCCGAGCACCUCAUUGCAGUAGACCUCCCAGGUCAACCUGUUCUUGAAAUGUCAAUCCAGGAUAAAGAAGACUAUAUCGAAGAUUUUGCAAAGCGAUUUCCCAGUUUAAGUUCAAUAGAGACGGAAUCUCAAGGCAGUCGCCGCAGUGAAUCGCGACGAUGA